AUGUCGCAGGCGCGGGGGCGACUGGCAAAUGGGAACGGAACAAAGAAGAGUAUGAAGGGAGGAGAUGGGUAUGCUGAAGGUGGUGCGAAUGGAUGGGGAGCGAAGCGGAAGGCUGGGUCACUCGAGCACCUGGCCCCAAAGAAAUCAAAGUCGUUACAUCGAGAGAAUUCGGUUCCACCACCACUACCAAGGGAUGAGGAUACUCAACAGCAACCUGUUCAGAAGCAGAAGGGAAGAGGGAGACCUCCAAAAUCCACGGAGGCACCGCGCAAUGUCACAUUUGAGACUCCCAAUGGAAAACUCCCCACUCGACCACUUCGACGAACGUCAAAACGUCUGGCUGAAGAGGAACCAACUGCAACAGUGACAGAGAAAUCAUUAAAGCCCAGGCGGAAAUCGAAUGAUGUCGCACCCGCACCAAUCAUGGUUCAGCGGAAGCGGGGUUCAAGUAAGGCCAAAGGCUCACAAACGGAGCCUCUAGGGGAGGAGACGGAAGGCCAGGUUACUACGCCAUUAGCAGAUGUGAAUACACAGAAAAUUGCACUCCCCUUUGCGGACACGCCCGUUAUUCAGAAGAACAAGGAGAUGCGGAUGGAGAAGAGCCAGAAGGGCCAGAGGCGGAGUAGUCUUGGGAGGAGGGGGAGGAGAGCGAGCUGGCUGAUUGAAUCCGGGGUGUCUAAUGCGCUACCGCAUGACCAGGUUGACACGGCGCAUUUUUACAAACAUAUCGAAUCUCGGGUAAUACAGGAGGAACUGCUUGAGGAUUUCGCGAAUCGGCCUGAACUUUCGGACUGGUUUGGUCGGCAAGAAACCACACCGCCGGCAGUAGUAGUAAAGAAACCAAAUCCAAGGAAUAUACAAAACGCGGAGAAAAUUAAAGAAUUGGAGGAGCAGAUACAUAAACUGCAACUAGAGCGACAAUCACUUACAUCUCUCGUACGGCCACCGUCAAUUCCAAAAAUAAAACCUCCGUCUUCGACAUCCAUACAACAAUCCGAAAAUCAACAACCAUCCACAUGCACACCACAAACUGAAGUAAUAAACCCCGCCCUCCUCGACUCUUCUCAACUAGCGAUCCUGACGGCUCUGAAUCCAUUGAACUCUACCCGCGCACCUUCCGAUGAAUCUGCACCAACCGCGCAAACAGACUCAUCCUGUACUUCAAUAUCCAACAUAACAUUUCGCCUUUCCCACCUAACGACAUCCUUAAUCCCAACCCUUGACUCCUUCGCCUCGGGGAUCCACGACAUCGAACUAUUCCGCCGCGCAGCGGAUGACGUGGCAGGGCAGGUUCUUGCGAUUUGUGCGCGUCUAUUGGAAGAGCGCGAUCAGUUACGGCAGAAACGAAUUGGUGGGGAGGAGCUAGGAAGCAAUGCCAACGGCCGCACGAUGAGAACGAGAAGGAGAAAGGGUAAACAGAAAGUUGGUGAGGCGGCGGAGGGCGAUGAAGGAGCAGGCAACGGGGGAGAUGCAGAUGAGGAUGAGAAGGAUGAUUUGAGAAUAGAGAAGGAGGAUUUGGCCAUUGUGUUGGCGGCCUUGAAUCAUUGA
This is a messenger RNA of Histoplasma mississippiense, 1548 nucleotides long. RefSeq lists its product with no specific name. Gene Ontology annotation, biological process: mitotic sister chromatid segregation; cell division. Bases 1 to 1548 code for a protein of 515 amino acids. The record is from RefSeq and is a predicted model, not a curated record. Gene Ontology annotation, cellular component: MIS12/MIND type complex. The transcript has 6 exons. NCBI's taxonomy places the organism in Eukaryota, Fungi, Ascomycota, Eurotiomycetes, Onygenales, Ajellomycetaceae.